CGAGUCAUAUUGAUCCACGUGGGCUUCCGUCAAAUUCUCUUUCUGUUUAUUGUACGCAUGCGCACGCUGUCCUACUGCUGUCACUUCAUAAGACAAACCGGACGUGUUUAUCUUUUCAAACAAGAGAAAGCUAGCUUGCUAGCUGCGCAGGCCAGAGAGCAAUGGCAAGUGGUGACGCGCAAACCCCGAGACCAGUGAGCUUGGAUAUUGCUGGAGAAGCAGAGAUCGGAGAUAAUGUGGCGCCCGCGCCUUCCGAGGCAACCCCAACCCAGCCUCCGGAGAUCCUCUUCCAAGAGGAGAGCAUUGACCUCGGUGGCGAGGCCUUCAUCACGCCGCAGGAGGAUAGCCUGUCAGAAAACAUGUUGGACAAACUGAACGACCAGAUGAUGGAGAGCGUCAUGAUCUCCGACUCGCCUAACAACAGCGAGGAUGACGUGGGUCAUUUGGAGUCACUGCUGGAGCAGUUUGAGGAGAGAGAAGAAUUUGAGUCCAAAGAAGCGGGAGGUACAGAAGAAGAAGAGGUGUCAACAUUGGGGGAGACCGCCCCUGAAAUUAAAGUGGAAGCAGAGGAAACGCCAUUGGCUGCUCCUCCAUCAGAUGAGGAAGAACUGGAGGAAGAAAAAGAGGAGGUUCCAGGAGCUGAAACAAAAAUUGAGCCCACCGAGCCGCUAGAGGACACCCCCAGCGAGAGCAGCACAGAUGAUCAGGAGACCGUAGCCGAAGAAAAGAAGGAGACGCCCAAGGAAGAGUCCAUUCCAGUGUGCACCAUCUUCAGCCAAGUGAACCAGGAGAAAGCCCAGGCCCAGGCGCUGGUGCCAGACGGUUUCCAGCCGGCGCUAGUCAAGUCCCCGAGCUUCAACAGUGGCUCCGAGACGCCCAGCAAGCUGGCCCCCUUGGUGUGCCAGCCGAGCCCCAGCCUGAGCAAGUUCUUUGCUGACAACGGCCACGUCAACCCAGCCUCUGACUUCUUCGACUCCUUCACCACGUCCUCCUCCUUCAUAUCCGUCAGCAACCCCAACGCGGAGUCCUCGCCGGUCUCCCUCGGCCCCGAACGCCAGCUCUCCUCCUCCGUGUCCUCCCCGCCCGCCCUCAUGUCGCAAGAGCCCGGGACGCCCGGUUUCUACUUCGCGUCCGCUCCCCCGGAGUCGCCCGUCAAGCCGGCGCCGCCCGCCGAGUCGGCCCCGCCUUUCUCCCAGCUCCAGGCCGUGUUCUCGGGCAGCGACGACCCCUUCGCCACGGCGCUCAACAUGAGCGAGGUGGACAGGAGGUACGACGCCUGGCUGCUGGCGGAGGACACCAGGAAGGUGCUCAUCUCCGUGGCCACGCAGCAGCACAGCCCGGUGUUCGUCGAGCGGGAGCGUCUUUCCAUGCCGGGGCUGAAGUUCGACAACCUGCAGGGGGAUGCGGUGAAGGACCUGAUGGUGAGGCUCCUGGGCGAACAGGCGGCCAUGAAGAGGCAGGUUCUCACCGCCAGCUCCGUGGAGCAGAGUUUUGUGGGGCUGAAGCAGUUAAUCAGCACCAAGAACUGGAGGGCGGCGGUGGACCUGACCGGCAGGCUGCUGACGGCUCACGGCCAGGGCUACGGGAAGAGCGGGCUGCCCACCAGCCACACCACCGACUCCCUGCAGCUCUGGUUCGUACGGCUGGCCCUGCUCACCAAACUGAGCCUGUUCCAAAAUGCGGAGCUGGAGUUUGAGCCCUUUGGGAACCUGGACCAACCCGACCUGUACUACGAGUACUACCCCACGGUGUACCCCGGCAGACGAGGCUCGAUGGUCCCGUUCUCCAUGCGGGUUUUGCACGCGGAGCUGCCCCAGUACCUGGGCAAGGCCCAGGAGUCCCUGGACCGGCUCCACGGCAUGAAGAUCGUGUGUCAAACGAUACUGGAUAACCUGGAGCAGGGCAUGGCAGAGGACGGAAGCAUGAUUAAUAUAACCCAAGAGAACAGGCAAGCUUCUAUUCAGCUGUGGAGGUCGCGUCUGUGCCGGGUGAUGUACUCCAUGGCAAACUGUCUGCUAAUGAUGAAGGACUACGUGCUGGCCGUGGAGAUUUACCGCUCCAUCAUCCGCUACGAGCCAGAGCAGAAGCCCCAGCUGCUGAGCGGGAUUGGGAGGAUAUUCCUGCAGAUUGGGGACAUUAAAACGGCAGAGAGGUACUUUGAGGACGUGGAGAAAGCGGUCCAGUCGAAGGGAGACGGGCAGUGCCUGAACACCUUCGUUCUGAUGAACAGAGCGUUUGUAUACCUCAGCCAGAACAACUACGCUGAAGCACAUGCGUCCUUCUCUGACGUUCUGAAAAUUGACCCAAAAAACCCUGUGGCAAGCAACAACGCGGCGGUGUGCCUGCUGUACCUGGGCAGGCUGAAGGAGUCCCUGGGGCAGCUGGAGGGCCUGGUGCAGCAGGACCCCGCGCUCUACCUACACGAGAGCGUCCUCUUCAACCUCACCACCAUGUACGAGCUGGAGUCCUCCCGCAGCAAUCAGAAGAAGCAGGCCCUGCUGGAGGCCGUGUCCUGCCGCGAGGGCGACAGCUUCAACACCCAGUGCCUGAAACUGGUCUAGAGCCCGCAGCUGCCGUGCACUACCUGCAAUACACACGCGAGAGAGACGAGGGCGUGUCUCCGCAUCACCGACAUGUAGAGGAAAUGUGCACGUGUGCUUUCUCAGUCACCUAACAAAAUGGCGCGUGUGUGUGACAAAAGUGUGUAUAGUGCAUAUGGACAGACGUGGACUCAUCACAGGGUGAAAACUGUACAUUUCACUGUAUCUUUCAGUCAGCUAAUGGAGUGUUUUUGGGUGUGACUGCGUUUGUGUGGGUGUGCACGUGCAUGUGCGCCUGUUGCAGGGAAAAUAAAUACACAUUUCACUAAUUCAUCACGCAUUUAACUAAUGAAGGAGUACGCGCAGUUUCUCAUCGCAAGGAGGGCAAUGUACGUCUUUCUCCUUCCGAUCUGAUUCUUAAAUGGUUUUUCAGUCAUAGCUCUCUUGUAGAAGAAAUGGUAGACACCAGCAAGCCGAGGUCUGGACUUAAAAAGGAAUGUAAAAUAUCUGAGUAAUCUGAACCUGUACAUAUCUUAGUUGGGAAAACUUGUAAAAUACUAUUGAUACCUUUCCAUAAUGAUUUGUGUCUCAGAGGAAAAAUCACUGUUUACAGAUUGCAUCUUACUAUUGGAGUCAUUAAAGCUGUACUGUACUGUGUUGCACAGUAAAAUGUCCAGUGUUAAUUAAACUCCAGCAGAGUCCACUCUGGCUGUGGUGUACUCAAACUCUAAGAGUUUAUUUAACACGAAACAUUUUACUGUGUGGAUAAUAGAAAAGGAAUCUUGUUAAUCCAAAUAAACUUUUACUGAACUUAAAACUUU
This is a messenger RNA of Anguilla anguilla (European eel), 3361 nucleotides long. RefSeq names its product trafficking protein particle complex 12 (gene trappc12). Bases 162 to 2561 code for a protein of 799 amino acids. The transcript has 12 exons. Gene Ontology annotation, cellular component: TRAPP complex; Golgi apparatus. Gene Ontology annotation, molecular function: protein binding. The record is from RefSeq and is a predicted model, not a curated record. Lineage: Eukaryota; Metazoa; Chordata; Actinopteri; Anguilliformes; Anguillidae.